AUGAUAAGGCAGGCGAUGCCAAGAUCGACGAAGGUUUCUGCUGUGCAUGGGCGUGAGCUGUUUCGCCAGGCACUGGAGCCUCCCCACUUGCCUACAUGUAACGGGCCGAACUCUAAUGGACAGAAAAUACUGGCACUGGAAGUAAUGGAAGAUGCGCCACGCACGAAGGAGGUGGAUGCUGCGGCAGGGGCAAGGACGUCACCUGAGCAUACCAGUCGCAAUGCUCAUGUAGGGCUUACUCUACCUACCAAGCUCAAGAGUCGUUCUCAGCAAAGCCAGCAUGUGCAUGGAAACGGAUUACCAGAUCCUUUUUCUACUGCUUCUGUCUGUGGAAACCUCAUCGCUGCUGUUCCAGAACAUCCAGAAGAACUUUCCCCUCAGUCUGCGUUGCAAAAAAAAACUCCUCUUUGUCUGAAUGGCAGUUGCCACGCAGAAGCAGAUGGUUCAUCAAGUGCCAGCGGCCCUAGCAAGCAGCUGCACCUAGCACUGCCGCACAGUGCUGCGCCGUCGACCCAUUUCAGCUCAGAUGAGGUCACAGAAGGCUUGCGACUUGGAGGUUUGGAAUCUUGGCACUUCCAAACAGAAGUAAAAGAAAAAGAGUUAAAUGGACCUCAGCAAGCAAACAAUAAUGACUGUCUUGGUAAAGAAAUCGCGCAGCAUGUGGAGGGCGUACCGGAGAAGCUACGCCCCAUCUUAAGUCAAGAGGAGCUCCUCGAGGGAGCUCAAAAAAAUGUGGACGUGGCCGGUAAUGUACGUGCAGGAUAUGAAAGUCGUAUGCAGGACAUGCUAAAACCGAAAGAUGAUGGGCAAUCUACCGCACCCAGUUCAGACAUGCGGAUCCUGCGCUCAAAGACGGUGAUGAUCCCUGAUCAGAGCAUCUCUAGAAUUCCAAGAGACAUCCCCCUUAGACGACAGACUACGGCUGUUCAGUGCAACCAGCACAAGAAUACCUCACCGUCCGUAGAUUCCUCCAGAGGCCGGCGGAAAACGAGCACUCCAAUCAGUUGCCAUUCUGUCCGACGAACUCAGAGUGAUGGCCGUGAACUCUUUUCUGGGGACGCGAGCGUUCCUCAGACGUCUAUUGCACGGAUGGAUGACUUGCAUUCAUCACGCGUAGCCAAGCGGCGAGUGAUUUCAAUAUCUCGUCGGUCCCCCCAGCAACUCGAGGAAAACUUCGUCACUAGAAGCACCCCGGAAAUCCACUUCCCAUGUGACCCUGUUCCUCCUUCCUCUUCUUCUUUCAGUCAGAACGGGACACUGGGGAUCUCUGCAUAUUUGCAGAAUGUUUGCCGGCAAGUUGGACAGGAAAAGCAUGUGACAUGCAACGAAGGGACCGAAGAUUAUUUGACCGUCAAGAAUGACAACGCGACGAACAGUCUAAGGGAUAAGAAAAACGCUGCUUCCCUAUUAGUAUCAAAGAGGUGCCGCAGCGCAUUUCAGAAGCAGGUCUGUCAUGUUGAAAUGAGUACCAGCAGAGAGCAGGGCCACUCUGCAAAGCAACUCGCCAUGGUGACGUUUAGAGCAAAGGGAGGUGUCAGUAUAGAAACAUUGAGACGGUUGCCGAGGCCCACCCACCAAACAAGGAAGGUUGGUCGUGAAGCCUGCAAAAGGCAUCACAACGAAGUCCAGUCCCUCAGCAGUCAGCUGCAGAAGAGGCCGAGUUGCAGAUUUACAAGAAGGCGACUGAAGUGCAAGAAUGGAGGACGGCAACUGGUUCUGCGACACAUAUAUCAGAAGAGACCACAUGAAACCAUCUGUAGACGAGACAAAUAUAAUGAAACAUCGGCUAUUCAACAAGAGGCCGCAAGCAACCAACUCUUAAAAGACAGCAGCGGCAAAACGAGCAGCAUGGGAGAGUCAAUCACCGCUUCGCCUGCUUCUACCCCUAAACGUGGCUUAUCUGGAGAAAAGUGCGAUAUUCACAUUGGGGCGUACCUCAAAGGAGGAGAAUGCAAUGCAAGAGUGCAGCAGUUAGAAAAUUGCCCCACAAGCAGUUCUUUUAACACCUUCGUAGCUUCAGAAACCUUAGUUGGAAAAGCCUUAAGAAACCAUUGUUCCACCUUGGAAGAACUUGAGGUGUGCCGCAACGAUGAGGCAGCCCAGAAUGUGAAGGGCUGCAAAGCGCACAUACAGGAAGUCAGUGCUAGCCUCCCCAGUCACAAUACACUCCGCCGACGGGCUGUUUCCUGCAUCAGUUCCGGGUCUGAUGGCGUCCCGCAACUGCAGUUCAUUGGAGGCCCGUGGAUGAGCUGCCAUCAGCGUGUUAGUAGGUCUUUGUCAUGGACUACAGGGUGUGCACGAAAUGGGGAUACGGCCCUAGUUCCACUUAAAGAAUCCACGGGUAAUCUCCCGAAACUGUCAUUGGGAGAGCCACCCCACCUCUCUGAAGUGGAGCCAGUGCUUAGCUAUCGCGGCUCCUCAGAUGAAGCCGGCAAUGUUGCGAGCAUUGGCUCUACGAUUACGGAAGCGAAUGCGACUGCUUUGCGCCUUGAAGUGGAAAAUACUCACCACGAGCCAAGUGUGUCAAAGGUUUUUCAAGGAAUAUUCUGCAGGGAGCUGAGCUCGGGACACGACAUGCUGAUGGGUGCCAUCUCUACCGCCAGUAGCCAGAGUCCCUAUACCAAGCGUACACAAGGCAGUUUAGUGAAUAUUCCGCCACGGUUGACUAUCGAUUCGCCGCUUCUCGGGAAUGCUGCGGCUUUAGCUCCACUUCCACACGAACCGGGCGCAGAAUCCAGAGUAAGGCCUCAUGAGAUAUCUGCGGGACUUUCGAUGGCCAGUGGAGGCCGAUUUGGCCAAGUGGGCACCCUUAGUGAGGCUCCUUCUGGCGAUUACGCAGUGCCACAUUUCCCGGGGCCGCACAUUGUUAGGCAUCCACAUGCAUUGCUACUUACAGAGGGCGGAAAGCGUAUGAUUCACAGCAUCAACACCCAUGCUUCAGGCCAGCCUGCCAUAGAACCUGCAGGGCCCUCUAAAGGUUCCAUUUGGGCUACUCCUCGCUCUGUGUUGAUUUCACAUCUGGAUGGCUGUGGUGGAUACACCGACGGGAAGGCUGCCAAAACGGGGAAUGACUCUAAGCCUCCUUAUGGUAGAAUUCUGCACUGGGGGAGCCUACAGAUAAAUGAACAGGCUUUGCAGACUCCUUGCUGCAGAGGAGAUGCAGAGGAGUCUGUGACUAAAAGUAAUUUACAGGGAGACGCAGCCAACUACGCCGAGAAGAACCCAUUUCCUCAGCCCUUUGCUGACUCGCAACAGGAACCGUCUGCUUUGCCUUCCGUUGCUCAGUCAUGCCCAGCCCUUCCAACACCGUUGCAUACUCCAGUCAGAAGCCAGGAGUAUACGCAGAAGGAUAAUCACCGUUCAGCUGUCGAUGAAUCUGGGCUUCCUGGCUUCAGUUAUGACAAUAGACUGCAUACACCGGGCGCUCGGGCUCCACGCCGUGCUUUUGCGCGCGUCCUUGGGACACUCAGGAGAGCGGCAUCUCCUUGUGUCCAUUCAGUUACCGGCGCCUACCGGUGUAGAGGGGCAUUGUGCUACUGUUCGGGCACAUGGCGUGAUCAUGCCUUUUGUCACGUUCCAGUGUUCUGCAACCAUCUGAUGCGGGAGGGGGUGCUGCCGGUGCAACACCAUGGACCGUUUUACCGUCGCUCCAAGAUCCCCAGUUCAUUCUACCUAAAGGAGGAAGCUUUGAAGUGGAUGCUACACAGUCAGCGAAAGCGCGUACAUCUGCUCAACAAGCAACUUGCAAUUCAGCAGCAGCAACUAGAACAAGCGCUGCAAUUUCAGCAAACGCAGUUUAAGCAAACGCUGAACCGGAUGAACUUCUCGAUCGGCCGCCUCAAGAACGAUUAUACACUCAGAAAACAGAGUCUUGGCCUACGCCACCCUAGCUUCAGCCGCAGAAGGACAAGAACAAUUUGUAGUCAAGAACGACCUUUCGCCAUACUCCAGGCCGCAGCAGCAGCAACCGCAGCAGCUCUAGCCGCCGUUGGUGUAUGCGAACAGCGAGCACACAAGCUGCUUGCCCACUCGCAAAACCCUGUUUUCUCCAUAGGUGAUUCAGCGCAAGGGUCGGUUGGUACUGUGAAGAGUGAAGGUCACCGUGGUGCCACACAUGGGUUGCUUCCUGGCUCUCAGCAACAGCUGCCUGCGGCAAAGUUGGGUGAAAAGGUAAGGAGAGACAGCGCAAGGCCACUAGGUCGGCCCUCCAUGAAUGAAGAACCCGCCCGACCGCAUCAAAGAGAAGUAAAUUUUCAGUCACGGGAGUCAAAUGAUGUCGUUGCGAGGAAGCUCCAGUGGUGCCUUGCAUCUUUUCAGAAAGCAUAUGACCCUUUGAACCACUCCUCACAAGACUCAGCGCAUGGAGGGAACAAUGUGUUGCCUCUUCAGCUGGCCCCGUCUCAAAGCUGGCAGCCUAGUCCCACUGAAUAUGUGGAAAAGGGUCAGCCCGAGCUAGGCUGCCCAAUGCUCCCACGAGCUGCAUCCGAACCACCGUGCCCUAAGCUUUCCAUCGGGCUGGACCACUCGUUUCCAUCACCGGGGAGGAAUAUUUCUACAAGCGGGGCUAUUGAUUACUCAAGAUCAAGUUCACAGGUGGAGGUGACUGUUACACCCAGUGUGCGCAAUAAUCGUAGCAUUCCUGCCCAAAGGAUUCAGACCAAACAGAACGCUUCACGUAGUCGGGAAGGAUCUUCCGGAGGACGCAGAACCGAGCCACCAGAUUUGCUAGCUGAUGCGUCAACAUGCCGCAAGCGCAACAGUAUGCCUCUGAGCAGCGCUUCACUUGCAAGCUGUCGAAGUUUGAGCAGAGGCAGCAGAGGCUCACAUGUUGAAUCACGCAGCCGUAGGACCGCAAUUCGAAGCAAUAGCAAUGGUCAGCGAGGCAAUAUCCACUCUGAGACCUCUAGAAAAAAACCAGGAGAUAUUCUAUUAGUGGAAGGCCUUCACGGAGUACCAGGGAGGUACCGAUGCAAUGCCAUUCCUAUGGCGUAUCACCGGGACCCCAGCAUCUCAAUCUUUAGCCAACUUUUUGAAGACAGUUUUCGUAGACAGAGAAACCUCUUGCUCCUUCGCAUGCAAAAACAACUGGGAUCCAUUUCUAUUGUCCGGCCUCAAAGGACUCGUGGAGGAGAAACCCUACAACAUAGGCCUAUGCUGGUAGCACGGGCUCUAACAAGCCACAAUGUUACUUCGCAUAGUGGGGGAACCGCAAAGAGCGUCAGCAGCAAACAAGAAGUUUGCCCUAGACUUGGCUGGAUAAAUAGCUCGCGUGAGGCGCUAAGAACGCAUGCCGAAAUUUCACGUAAGCCCACGGAUGGGCACGGCGAUCAUAAGGGGAUUCGCGGGAAACCCUCACCUAUGGAAGAUGCUGUUGGGGAAGAAUUGUUUCUGUGUCCUGGAUCCCUUUGCCUCACUGUUGCACAGGCAACAGCAGACCCCGAAAGCAGCCUAUGCAUGCACGCUGCGACACCACCAGCAAGACUGGUGCAAUUACCUUCUCGUAGAGAGAACCUUGGCGCCUUUGUAGCUGCCCUGGAGGCAGAGAGCCUAAAUUAA
Messenger RNA from Eimeria acervulina, 5556 nucleotides. RefSeq lists its product as hypothetical. The record is from RefSeq and is a predicted model, not a curated record. Lineage: Eukaryota; Apicomplexa; Conoidasida; Eucoccidiorida; Eimeriidae. The transcript has 3 exons. Bases 1 to 5556 code for a protein of 1851 amino acids.